UGCGUCUAAGACUAUGUGCACGUCGGAUAGCCGCCGGGGAUUGCUAUUUCUACCACUUCUGCUGCUGUUGCCUCUUCUGUUAUUGUUCGUGGUCUGUUGAUGGACAUUGCUGCAAAGUUACACGCGAUUUUUUAGCGUCUUUCUUUCUUUCCCUCCCGGUUACUGGUGCUAACUUUCCUACUACCAGUGGUGGAGUACCAGCAGUAUUACGAGUGCCGGUCUCACUGUGUACCCCGGCCGUGGACCAUCCAAAGGCUUCAAGUGUUUCUACAAAGAGUGUCGCAUGGUAAAACUACUAUCACUAUCGAUCGGUUAGCGUUGGCGCGAUCUUGCAUGAUCAUUGAACUUGGCGUUUGAGCUUUUAUUCAUAAAAAUGAAAAUGGUAGAGUUGCUUCUUCAGGUUUAACGUGAAGUGUAGUACCCAGUGAAGUUUCGGGAUCAACCGUUUCAGUAUCGCGCAUUCCCAGCGUUCAAAAGAUUCAAGCCCGUUGAUAAAACCGUGAAUUCGUGAGGAUAGCCCAUGAACUUCCGUGGCCGAUCCCCAGUGAUGUAAAGAUACAAAAGAAAACCAAACAACAAAUUGUGCCUAAAAUCUUAAGUGAUUGAGUAUUAUCCAAAGAAUCGGCUUUUUCUUUCGAGCCUUGAUAUUUUUUUAUUGGUGUUUUGUGAUCAAUCUUGACUGGCCGACCCUCGAGCUGAACAUCGCCUAAGCGGAUUAUCUUAAAAGGAUCGAACCAUUAACUCGAAGACAAGAUGAUCACUCGUCGACUCAUACAAACAGCGAUACUUUUAACACUAUGCAUAUCCUGCAUAACCGCUUCACCGCCAUCCGAGCAACUGCUUCCACCGCCACCCGCUCCAUAUCGUCGAAUGCCACCCGCUCCCCACUAUCGAAAAGUAGUUGUUGAGCCACCCGGAAUUAUGACGCGAAUAGCAAGAUGGUUCGGUAUAAAUGAAAGGCCAAAGGAGCAACAAAUAGAGGCAAGCUACUUCCAGCCUCAAUACAAAGAAGCACCAUACACCAACUAUUAUCAAGGUGGACCUAAGGCGCCAUGCAAUCUCUGCAAUAAGGACCCGUGGAUACCUAUGUUUCCCGGAAAUCUUCAGUAUCCACUGCUGAAAAGCGAGUUUCCGUCACAUCCACAAUUUAAAUUCAAUCAUCAUCCAAAUAAUAACAACUUUGAUGCACCUUCACCACACAUUUCCUUGCCAACGUAUAGGCCACCGCCACCGCCCAAUUUCACGCCUUUGAAAAGAUAUCCUUCAACAUUCAGUUUUCCGCCUGGAUUUAAAUCUAUACCACCCGGAGGAUUCCGACCACCACAAAACAUCCCACCAUUCCAGAAAACCUCAGAACCAAUUCCACUUCCGAAUUUAAGUCAAUCACCAAUCCCUCCUCUAUACGAUUCUGUUCCAUUCCGAGACCUUUCCAACAACAACCAUUUAUUGGAACCAGUUGAGUCAGUCACCCAGUUUCCUUUGAAACAAGAGGUAGUUCCGUCACAAAUUCCGCCUAACCACGGAAACGAAGAUGCGAGUAUUGAAAUUAUCAAAAGUAUUCCUUUGAAGGAGUUCACUUCUUCAGUGGAGUAUCCUAUAGAUGUGAUACAAUCUCCUAUUGUGGACUUAACAAUAAGUAACCCAUCUCCCUCCUCGACAGUAUCUCCUCAACCUCCCAUUUUGUACUCAGAACAAUCAAACCACAUAAGUUCUUCACCAGCUUUUGAGGAACACUUUGCACCCACUGUACAUCCACAUCCUGCGGAGGUAUCGAUCCUACCACAACCUACCGAGCCGCCUAUCACCGUCCAGCAACCAGUUCAUGAAAAUUAUGUUACUUCCAUUUCCCCUCAAAACAAUGACAAUCAUUUUCUACCAGAAGUCCCAAAACUAACCGAACUAGGCAGUUACAGCCCAAACUUAGUUCCACGUCAAGAAAGUUUCUUUUCUAGUCCUAUUGUGGCCUAUACGGAAGCAGACAGUCAUGCAGCGGCAUCAUCCCACAAUGUCUCAUACAGAAAUGAAAAUAAUUUGGAUAUUGGAAACUUUGGGCACAAUAUACAGAAUGCCUAUAACCCCAGUACAUUGGGGCCACCAACAACAUUUUCCGGAGAACCCUUCACUACAACGGAGCCACCCACAACAAUACCAUCAAUAGUUCCUUUCGAGCCGCACUUGGAAAAGAAGAAUCGUGAAACGCCGAAACACCUCUUGGAUUCGCCAAUCUACUAUACGCCCGGAAGUUCACCACGCCCAUUCACUAGAGAUCCAAGUGAAAUACAAUUCCGAAAUGCUGGUGUUGACCAUCCGAACAGCUUAUGGCAAUCUUCACCUACUGCAACUCCUUGGGCUUUCGUCCCUACGCCAACUUCACCUUAUUCCACCUCCCUAGAGGCAAGCGGUGUAUUUGCUGGGAUUUCUCCUCCAGCUCUCUAUCAGUCCACCCCCCAUCCCUUCGAAUAUCGGCAAAAUCAACGCGCAAAGCAAGUUAAACAAAUUGUGAUACCUUACACCAUUGACGAUAAGCCCACCCCCUUCAAAGUGCGUUUUGAACUUAAUGACCAACCCGCUGAGGAUGAGCGAUAUAUUCAAUGGGCGAACUCCCAUGAAAUUGACCUCCAUGAACAGCAAGAAUCAAAGGUAGUCACAGCAACGGAGUCUCCUGCAACGAUUUCGAAAACAACGAAAUUUUUAACGAAGAUCCUGGCCUCAAAUAUCCGAGAGCUUCUCAGGCGAGAACAUGAAAACAAGAAUAAGUCAAGGAACUCAUUUGACUUGGUGAAACUCCAGAAAAAUAUCGACGACUGGACGGAACAGGAGUUCACAUCACACACCCACAAAGCAAGCACCGUAUCAGGACGAGGUCGAUCGAAAAACAUCCCCAACGAAUAUUUAACGACAACGCCUUCCUUAACACAACUGAAAGAAUUAAAUUUGUCUACGGAACCACCGUCAACUCCUAAAAACCAUGCGACCUUGCUUGAUAACUUCGAACUGAAAAAAUAUGAGGCACUGACGAAGCUAGUUGAUGACAACCGAAUUGAAUCGUUUGAAGCCGCGGCACAACUUAGAACCACCACAACUGAGAGUCCUCAUAUUUCUCCGUUUUAUGUUAGGACAGUCCCUCCGACUCCACCGACCCAAGCACCUCAGGAAUUGUGGAAUCAUUUGAAGGUUUCGAUUUCGCCAUUAACGAAGGAAAAGGUCUACGUGGUGACACCGCAGAAUCAUAAGGUUCAGACACCAGCACCCGGAGAUAAUGUGGGUACCUUCAAGUCCCCAAGGUUUCUGGUACGACCGACACCAGGAGUGAGUCAGUCCAAUAAAAUCAACAGUACAAACGCCUUUACACCCGAACUAUUUGGCUUAAUGGGGGUAUCAGCUUACAGUCCACCGGCACCGGUUGAAACUCUCGAUGGUCAUUCAAAAGUAAUCACCAUCGUCACUCCAUCCAGCUUCAAUAAGAAGAGGUCAGCCGAAUUGGAGCGUCCAACAACAACCACCCCGUCUGCAGUGCCGUCUACAAAUCAACCAAAAUCCAGUUAAGCCGUCACCAAAAACUACCCUCAUCCUUCCCAUUGUACACUAAACCUAAAUUAUUCCAUUCAUCACCAAUUUCCAUUCACCAAUUGACUAUCGAAACCAUUCUCAUUCGCAAUAAUUAUUUUAAGGUGCCAGAAUGAUGUGAUUUUAUGCGUGUGUUUAUUUUAAGUCCUCGGUAUGUGCUACGUAGCCUUAAGGAACAUGAAGUUGCUAUUGCGUCUCGACUGAUGGUUUGACAGCUGUGAUAGUCCUGGUAUUCCCCACUCUUCCUCAGAACUCUUCAGAAUUGAGUAAUUUUUUUGUGAAUAUUGAAUUAGAGUCAAACACCAAUUUUACGCUAACCUGCUUUGGAAGCGGUCCCUGCAGUCUAUGUCCUGAUAGGGGUCGUUACGUCAAAAGGAAUACCGAAGUGUCACAGCUAUCGCCUAUAAAUUCUUAUAAUCUUAAAACAAUAUUUGAGCUAAGAAAUGUUUCUUCCAAGACCAUUUAUUGUAAAUUUUUUCUAAAUAAUGAAG
Molecule: messenger RNA, 4058 nt
Organism: Hermetia illucens (black soldier fly)
Lineage: Eukaryota; Metazoa; Arthropoda; Insecta; Diptera; Stratiomyidae
Product: adhesive plaque matrix protein
Exons: 4
Coding region: 754-3546 (930 amino acids)
Source: RefSeq, a predicted model, not a curated record